This is a messenger RNA of Nicrophorus vespilloides, 2137 nucleotides long. Its product is annotated as cytochrome P450 4C1-like. The record is from RefSeq and is a predicted model, not a curated record. The coding region runs from base 30 to 1565 and encodes 511 amino acids. Lineage: Eukaryota; Metazoa; Arthropoda; Insecta; Coleoptera; Silphidae. Gene Ontology annotation, molecular function: heme binding; monooxygenase activity; iron ion binding. The transcript is spliced from 10 exons.
AAAUUUACUGCAAGAUUCAAAUUGUUGAAAUGUAUUCAAUAUUGUUGCUUGCGGAUUUGGGAUUGAUGAACACUUUGUUCAUGAGUAUCAUUUUUCUCGUAAUUAUUUGGUACUUGAAGUGGCGUCGAUCCAGACAACAUCUUUACGAAGCAGCUAAAAAAGUGGGUUUGACAGAUUGUCAGAAGGAGCUUCCAAUAUUAGGACACAGCCUUUACUAUGUCGGAGACGCAGAACGAAUCAUGAGAAACCUGCAUUACGUUUCAUCGAAAUCCAGUGCGACGCCGGUCGGAUUUUGGUUGGCGCACAGGUUGUUCUUCUGUCUGAACACACCUGAGCAGAUGGAAGCAGUUUUGAGUAGCCCUAAAUGCUUGGAGAAGGAUGAUUUGUACAGGUUCUCCAAGCCGUUGGGAGGGAAUGGACUCUUCAGUUUAGAUGUCAAGACGUGGAAAGUUCAUCGCAAAUUGAUUAUGCCCAGUUUAAAUCAACGGAUCCUCGACAAAUUCGUCGACGUAUUCGUCGAGCGGUCCAACGUUCUAAUAAACGAUGUUCUUUCCAAAAAAGUAGGCGAAUUGUUCGACGUGGAAGAAUCCAUCACCGUGACUUCAUUGGAAAUAAUAACACAAACUGCAAUGGGAAUGAAAUGCGCGGAUAGUGAAAGUAUUCGCGUUUUGUUCGAAAGAAUUACCAGAGCUUUCGAAAUCUUGUACAUGAGGAUGUUCAAUGUUCAUCUGCACUUUGAUUUUAUAUUCAACUUGACCAAAUUGUCCAACGAACAAAAAUAUAUCGUUGAUUUCUUCAAGAACUUCAUCCGUUCGGUUUACUAUGAGAAAAAAGAAGAGUUUCUUCAAAAAAAGGAGAAAGUCGAAGAGGCGCAAAUCGAUGAAUGUAAACAGCGCAAAGUUUUCUUGGAUCAUCUCAUCGAAGUGUCGCAGUUGACGGAUGAAGAAAUUAUAAACGAAGUGCAAACAUUCAUGAUUGGUGGAUCGGACACUUCAGCUACAGUUGUUUCCUUCGUUUUAAUAUGUUUGGGAAUAUUUCCCGAAUAUCAGCAAAAAGUUUAUGACGAAAUCGUCGACGUCGUUGGGCUGGAGCGGAACUUCGAGUGCACGGAUAUACCGAAACUUAAGUAUUUGGAGAAAUUCGUAAAGGAAACGAUGAGAUUGUUCCCAAUUGGACCGUUCAUAAUUCGGAAAGUGACCGAAGACAUGGAAGUCGACGGCCACGUAUUACCAAAAGACAGCGGUUUGUUUCUUUGCAUAUUCACCAUCCACAGGAAUGAAAAAUACUAUCCGAAUCCCAUGAAAUUCGACCCAGAGAGGUUUUCCCCCGAAGAAAUUGCCAAAAGACAUCCGUACGCCUAUCUUCCGUUUUCGGCUGGUCCAAGGAAUUGCAUUGGCAUGAAAUUUGGAAUGAUUGAGGUUAAAACAAUAGUCGCUACUGUUGCAAGGAGGUACUUCAUAGAAACGAGCUUCAAAAGUGUCGAAGACGUACGACUUAAGCAAUCCUUCAUUCUCAAGAGUUGCCUCAGUUUUCCAAUCAAACUGACGGAACGUGUAGCUUCUUAACACACAAUUUGUUAUAUAACACUUUAAGUGCACCUCAAAUUUUAUAAUUCAAUGAGUUAACAUCAUGAAUCAAAUAUAAGUAUAUUCGCAAUAUGUUUCAGCGAAUAUUUCACAGUUUUGUACAAGGCAAAUGCAGAAACCGCGCUGCAACAUUCACAGCUCGCAAAUAAAUUUAAUAAUUUACAUCAAGUGGACUAAUUGGACAUAUAAAUUCGCUUAUAAACAAAGUUGUUGGAAUCAACAAUAAUAUUUUAUUAAUUGUUUGCAACAAGUGUUAAUUAUCUUACAUUUUCUACAUAUUAAUAAUCGAUUUUUGUAAUUAAAUAAUAUUUAUAGUUGUUCUAGAAACUUUUUUUUAUUACGAUUUAAGAUUUUUAUGUUCUAAUCAGUGGCGUAACUAGCAACAGGUUAUACAAAAAAUGUCUUUAAACUAAAAAAAAACUUUGUAUAUUUCGUUUAUAUACGAGUAUAUACGUAUAAAUCUUUUAAUAUUUGCAGCAACGCCACUGCUAUUUAUAUAAUUGUCACUUACAAGGUUCUUAAACGUUUAUUUGUAAAUUAUUAACAACCUC